Messenger RNA from Fasciola hepatica (liver fluke), 501 nucleotides. NCBI's taxonomy places the organism in Eukaryota, Metazoa, Platyhelminthes, Trematoda, Plagiorchiida, Fasciolidae. The record is from the annotation of a GenBank genome assembly.
AUGAUGAUUGAUUUUGAUGACGAUGAUGAAGAUGAUAAUGAUGAUGACGAUGAUGAUGAUGAAGGUGAUGAUGAUGGUGAUGAUGAUGAUGAUGAUGAUGAUGAUGAUGAUGAUGAUGAUGAUGAUGAUGAUGAUGAUCAUGAUGAAGAUGAUGAUCAUGAUGUUGAUGAUGAUGAUGACGAUGAUGAUGAUGAUGAUGAUGAUGAUGAUGAUGAUGAUGAUGAUGAUGUUGAUGAAGAUGAUGAUCACGAUCAUGUGGAUGAUCAUGAUCAUUAUGAUAAUGAUGAUGAUGUCGAUGAUGAUGAUGAUGAUGAAGUUGAUGAUGAUAAUGAUGAUGUUGAUGAUGAUGAUGAUGAUGAUGAUGAUGGUGAUGAUGAUGAUGAUGAUGAUGAUGAUGAUGAUGAUGAUGAUGAUGAUGACGAUGAUCAUGAUCAUGAUCAUAAUGAUGAUGAUGAUGAUGCCGAUGAUGAUGCUGAUGACGAGGAUGAUGAUGAUACAUGA